Lampris incognitus (smalleye Pacific opah) is the source of this 1557-nucleotide messenger RNA. Its product is annotated as L-serine dehydratase/L-threonine deaminase-like. Lineage: Eukaryota; Metazoa; Chordata; Actinopteri; Lampriformes; Lampridae. The transcript has 9 exons. Bases 215 to 1186 code for a protein of 323 amino acids. The record is from RefSeq and is a predicted model, not a curated record. Gene Ontology annotation, biological process: L-threonine catabolic process; L-serine catabolic process. Gene Ontology annotation, molecular function: threonine deaminase activity; L-serine ammonia-lyase activity; pyridoxal phosphate binding.
AUCGCUUCAAAGGCAGAGUCAGGCGUGGCCUGACGGAGGAGGCGGGCUCUGACGUGAUUGGUCCAUAAGUGGGGUCCCCGUUGCCAAGCCCACCGCAGUGUGUAUAAAUCCACCUAGCCGGAGGGGCGGGGCUGGAAGAGGACACUCUGGGAUUGUUAACACUCAAGAAAACGUUGUGUUUGAUUCAUCCCUUUAAAUAAGCUCCCUCAGAGAAAUGAAGACCCAGAGUCCCCUGCACGUUGCAACUCCGGUGAGGGAGAGCCUUGCCCUGACUAAAGUGGCGGGGACCUCUAUUUACCUGAAGCUGGACUCAUCCCAGCCCACGGGAUCCUUCAAGAUCAGGGGCAUUGGACACCUCUGCAAAACAUGGGCCGAGCGAGGCUGUGAGCGAUUCGUCUGCUGUUCAGGAGGAAACGCGGGUAUGGCAGCUGCGUAUUCCGCCCGUCAGCUUGGGGUACCUGCCACCAUCGUAGUUCCAAGCGUCACCCCCAAUGCAACGGUAGAGCGACUGAAGGAUGAGGGCGCUAACGUGAUCAUUCAUGGCAAGGCUCUCAAUGAAAGCAUUGAAUAUGGACAACAGCUUGUGGCGAACAACCCUGGCUGGAUUUUCAUCUCCCCCUUCGAUGAUCCCCUUAUCUGGGAAGGCCACACAUCCCUGGUGAAGGAGCUAGAGGAGGAGCUGAAGGAGAAGCCAGGGGCAAUAGUUCUGUCAGUUGGAGGUGGAGGUCUGCUGAAUGGAGUGGUGGAGGGUCUGCGCCGUGUCGGGUGGGCUGACGUCCCCAUUGUGGCAAUGGAGACUGUGGGAGCACACAGUCUCAAUGCUGCCAUGAAGGCUGGCAAGUUGGUCACAUUGCCUGCAAUUACCAGCAUUGCUACAACCCUGGGCCUGACGAGGGUUUCCGCACAGACUCUGAAACUGGUCGGUGAGCACACAGUUUUCUCCGAGUUGGUCACAGACCAGGAGGCCGUUCAAGCCGUGGAACGCUUUGUUGAUGACGAGAAGGUCCUGGUGGAGCCCGCCUGUGGCGCCGCCCUCGCAGCCGUGUACUGCGACAUCAUCAAACGGCUGCAAAAGGAGGGCAGACUGGCAGAGGACCUGGGCCCUGUGAUCAUUGUGGUGUGUGGUGGAAACAACAUCAGCUUGGAACAGCUAAGGAGGCUGAAGAAGCAGCUAGGCAUCGUCUAGCUUGGCGUAUUGCUUUGGCUCUUGCAGCCUUUAUCCAGCUCGCCAUUCCACCAUUAACUGGAUGUUUGCCGCUUUUAAAACCCUGUACUUAUUAAAUGCAGUGGACAGCAGUAGAAUCAGGAGGUAUGUACUGUACGGGCCAAAUCACUUCAGACCAAGUUGCAGUCUCCUGAUCUCUGAGGCCGACUAAAUUGAUGGGCUAGAUGCUGGAGGAUUUCUACAGGAAUAUUGUUAGCUCUGAAGAGAGGCUUCUUUAGCAGUGCUAAUUUUUGAACGCAGAGCCCUUAAAAUGAAAAAGAGGGGAAAAAAUACUUGUUGUAUUUGGAUGUUUGUGUUUACAAUAGCACGUGUCUACAUUGUGGCAUGGAUUU